Molecule: messenger RNA, 375 nt
Organism: Prorocentrum cordatum
Lineage: Eukaryota; Dinophyceae; Prorocentrales; Prorocentraceae
Source: the annotation of a GenBank genome assembly
AUGGGCCCGACCCACUACCUGGACGAGGGGAUGAUCAGGCCGUCCAGCUCCGCCGUUCAGCGGCUGGCUUUCGCUGCCCAGAAGCAGCCGCCGCUGCCGCUUUCCCAGGGGCCCCCGCCCGUGGAGGGGGCGGAUACCCCGAGGAACGAGCUCUGCCCCCCUGAUGGUCUUGAUUGGGCGUUUGCGGAGGUUCCUCAUCUUGGACGAGUUGUGCAGUUGACUCGACACGACAUCAGGAUGGGCGACCGCAAUGCAGUGGUGAGGCUGAACGAUCGUUGGACUCGGGUGGAUGCCAUCAGCCCCGAAGAGCGCGCGGAUUUUGUGAAGGGGGGCGCGCAAUUUCUAUCGGGCCAAGUCGUUCGAGGACUGGGUUGA